UUCUUUACUUUUCACUACGCAGGGUAUUUGCGAUGCCAUAGCCAUGGCCGGGUCGCGGAACUUCACCAGCAUGGUUCAUCCCAAUGCCGUGGUCGCUCGUCGGGAGCUUGAGCGGCAGGAGCAGAGACGUUUGCAGCGCCUUUCAGAGGUGAAGGUAUCGAGCUCCACUGCGAGUGUGACGCGCCGUGCUUGCUCUGCCCCGCGGGUGAGAGAGAGCCGGUCACGGCCCACCUCGGCUGCGAGGCCUAGCUCUGCGCGCCAGGUGUUUGAGGAGGCUGAGGUGUCUCCAGCCGCCCCGUCACGGCCAAAGCUCUCCCCAGACGAGAUCCAGCAGCAGCUCAUCCGGCAGAAGCUGGGGCCGUACCAGGCAGCUGCAGCCUAUGCUGCGGCAGCCGCGAAGGGUACUGUGCGUCAAGAACAACAAGUGCCUGUGUCCUUUCUCACAUCGCCGCAAAAGCGCAUGGAGGAUGCAUGGCUUCAUUUGCCUGCCGCAUCUGAGGAGGAAAGACAGGCGCUCUACGAGGAGUUGCAGGGCUGGUAUUUUUGCCCACCGUCAGCAGAGGCGGAUGCCGAAGAGGCACGCUCGCGGCCGCCUGUGGGGCUUCUAGAGGAAGCUGCAGCAGCUGUGAGGGCAAAAAGCGAGCGAGGAUACCGGCGGCCUCCCAUUCCGAGCUGAGCUGAGUUGUGAAGACUGCUGUGACUGCAUACCCGAACUUGAGGCCAUGCAGAGCCCGUUUUCCUAAGAAAUACCCAGCAUCCAACUCCAGCUGCGGUCAGACGGACAACCUGAAUGGCCCUUUGCCCACCACUGAGCCGGAGAUAGGCAGAGCCUUGAGAUCUAGGAGAUUCACCAAUGUUUCACUUCGGCUGUACAGUCCCGAAAUGAGAGUCAUGCCACAGCAACAAAGCAACACGGCAAAGCAA
This is a messenger RNA of Effrenium voratum, 924 nucleotides long. The record is from the annotation of a GenBank genome assembly. NCBI's taxonomy places the organism in Eukaryota, Dinophyceae, Suessiales, Symbiodiniaceae.